This is a messenger RNA of Phanerochaete carnosa HHB-10118-sp, 569 nucleotides long. RefSeq lists its product as uncharacterized. Bases 37 to 465 code for a protein of 142 amino acids. NCBI's taxonomy places the organism in Eukaryota, Fungi, Basidiomycota, Agaricomycetes, Polyporales, Phanerochaetaceae. The transcript has a single exon. The record is from RefSeq and is a predicted model, not a curated record. Gene Ontology annotation, molecular function: FMN binding; riboflavin reductase (NADPH) activity.
CCACUCGUCGCCUUCUCUCUGCGCGCGCCGUCGCGCAUGGCCGCCGCCCUCGCCGCGUGCCCCGCGGGCGGGCGCAUGGCCGUGAGCCUGCUCGCGGCGGCGCAGGCGCACCUCGCCGUGCGCUUCUCGCGUCCAGACCUCCACGCGCACCCGUUCGCGGGCGUGCCGUACACGCUCACGGAGGAGGGCCUCCCGGUCCUCGACGGCGCGCUCGGCGCGCUCUCGUGCAUCCUCGUCGCGCGCCCGUGGCCGCUCCACGACCUCGGCUCGCUCCACCAUGGCGUGCACCCCGGUGAUGUGCCCUGGGAGGGCGACGGCGUUGCGUCUGAGCUGUUCGUUGCGCGGGUCACGCGGGUGGAGAGCCUCCCCGGGGAUGCCGCAAAGACUCCGUUGCUUUACCAUCGGCGAGCGUAUGCCACGACUGCGGAUAUACCCGUACCUGCGUCGUCGAAACCAAAGCCAUGACAUGUUCACCCUACGCGACCAUUUUGAAAAAGUAUAGAGAUUAUUGUACGCAAUGCUUCACUUGUUCUUGCUUCUACAGAAGUAUAAUAUAGCUACACAACAAA